Messenger RNA from Chroicocephalus ridibundus (black-headed gull), 3697 nucleotides. RefSeq names its product solute carrier family 16 member 4 (gene SLC16A4). Gene Ontology annotation, biological process: transmembrane transport; monocarboxylic acid transport. Gene Ontology annotation, molecular function: monocarboxylic acid transmembrane transporter activity. NCBI's taxonomy places the organism in Eukaryota, Metazoa, Chordata, Aves, Charadriiformes, Laridae. Gene Ontology annotation, cellular component: plasma membrane. The record is from RefSeq and is a predicted model, not a curated record. Bases 801 to 2249 code for a protein of 482 amino acids. The transcript has 10 exons.
CUGGGCUGCAUAGGGAAGACUGUGGCCAGUAGGUCGAGGGAGGUCAUUCUCCCCCUCUACUCUGCACUGGUGAGGCCACAACUGGAGUACUGUGUCCAGUUUUGGGCUCCCCAGUUCAAGAGGGACAGGGAACUACUGGAGCGAGUCCAGCGUAGGGCAACCAAGAUGAUUAUGGGACUGGAGCACCUCCCUUAUGAGGAAAGGCUGAGAGAGCUGGGACUCUUUAGCCUGGAGAAGAGAAGGUUGAGGGGGGACCUGAUUAAUGUUUACAAGUAUCUAAAGGGUGGGUUUAAGGAGGACGGAGCCAGGCUCUUUUCAAUGGUUCCCAGCGACAGGACAAGGGGCAAUGGGCACAAGCUGGAACAUCGGAAGUUCCGUUCAAAUACACGGAAAAACUUCUUUAUGGUGAGGGUGACAGAGCCCCGGAACAGGCUGCCCAGGGAGGGUGUGGAGUCCCCUUCUCUGGAGACUUUCAAGACCCGCCUGGAUGCAGCCCUGAGGGAUGUGCUCUGGGCAAUCCUGCUCUAGCAGGGGAGUGGGACUAGAUGAUCUCGAGAGGUCCCUUCCAACUCUGAAGAUUCCGUGAUUCCGUAUCACGAUCCUACAAUUUUCUCUGCCCUCAGGAGCGCCGACUGGGGUGACAGGGCUCAUUGGGAAGGACAGACACCGUUAUCCUCACCGGAGGCGAACGAAGGACCAGACUUUGGGGUGCCAAGUCAGGAAGGGGGGAUUUAGUCUCUGGAGCAAAUGAAAAGACGAUUCCUCUUUGCAAUCGACUUUUUCGGGGAGGAUUUUCCAGCAUGGAGCAGCAAGGAGGGGAAAAGAAGGAGGAAGAGCUGGAGGCUCCGGCAGCCGGGAAGAGCCCAGGUGCCGAAGCCGGAGGGUGGGCAUGGGGAGUGGUGUUCCACUUCUUCCUGGUCAACGUCCUGGUGAUGGGGAUGCUCAAGACCUUUGGGAUUUUCUUCGUGGCUUUCCAGGAGGAGGUGGGGGGCUCCUCCGAGCAAGUCAGCUGGAUCGGCUCCAUCAUGUCCUCCCUGCGCUUCUUGGGAGCCCCGCUCGUGGCCGUGGCCUGCAGGAGGCUGGGCGAGCGGCCCACCUCCAUCAUGGGGGCCGGGCUGGUCGGCGGGGGCUGCCUGCUGAGCACGCAGGCCACCAGCGUCCCCUUCCUCUGCGUCUCCAUGGGACUCCUCCUGGGUAUGGGGUUCGCCUGCCUGUACCAGGCGGCGGCGGUGAUGACGGCCAAGCGCUGCAGGACACGGCUGGCUUUCUCCAACGCCAUCGCCCGCUCCGGGAUGGGGCUGACGUUCCUAAUUGCCCCCUUCACUCAAUUUCUCAUCGAUUUUUAUGGCUGGCAAGGUACUCUCCUGAUUUUCGGAGGCAUCAUGUUAAACCUCGUGCCUUCCAGCAUGCUGCUGCGACCCAUCCGCACCCGGCCGCCUCAACGGUCCUCCGGGAAAAAUCAAGACCCCGGGGCUUUAACGGCAAAGGAGGAUUCAGAACCCCUCGCUGGAUGCUUAGAUGAAACCGCUCGCAGGGAAACACAGCUUCGCCCAGCACAGGACCUUCCCACCACGGAGGGAGUCACGAUUCCCCACGGCGGAGAUGUCUCUGGUCCGGUGAAUACACUGGAUUCGGAAGGGUUUGAGAAACCCCCCGUGGAGAGCUGCUGGCCAGAAACAGCCGCCGAGGCCGAGAGAAGCUCCAAAUCCCUUCCACCGCCCGCGAAAGAAAAUUCGCAGCCUCUCCUCGACUUCUCCCCACUGAAGGAUCCCGUCUUCGGCAUUUUCACGUGGUCUUUUUUGUUCAGCCACUUGGCCUAUUUCGUGCCCACCUUCCACCUGGUGGCAAGAGCCAGGACGCUGGGCAUCAGCAGCAUGGAUGCCUCCUACCUCGUUUCAGUGGCUGGCGUCACGGAGACGGUCAGCCAGCUGCUCUCGGGCUGGGUCGCCGACCAGAACUGGACCAAGAAGUAUCACUACCACGUGGCUUACCUUCUCCUGGGCGGCGUCACCAACCUGCUCUGUCCUCUGGCCACCACCUUCCCCUUACUCAUGACCUACGCCGUGGCCUUCGCGGUUUUCUGCGGCGGGUUCAUGGCUCUGGUCCUCCCUGUGCUGGUGGAUCUAGUGGGUGUGCAAAAACUCCACAGCUACUUGGGGUUCGCCGCCUUCUUCGCCGGGAUCGCAGCCGUCGGCGGACCCCCUCUGGCAGGCUCGGCCAGCAAAACCAGAUCCCACCUUCGAGACUAAACCAAAACCAUCAGGGUCACGGGAGAAGCCACCCACGUCACCACCUCCGGCGCCACGGGACUCUCCUUUCCCACACCAGGCUCCGGCUCCGCCUGCGCCGCGGCUCACACGAUAUCCCUGAGAAAAAACAGAAAGCAGAGCUGAAACCCCCCCUGAGAAAGGCAGGAGCCAACGGAAACCGAAGCCGGGGCAGAGCAGCGCAUCCCGCAGCCUUUCCUCUCUUUUAGAAACCCCUCCUGCGGCCGUCAACGUCUACAGCAGGAAAGCGCCAGCGCCUCUGCUUUGUCACGGAUCCCCAAAUUUUCCCGGCGCCGUUUCUCUCCCCGCUGGGUGCCGCGGCGCCCGCGGAUAACAGCGGCGGCAACGCUCCUGCGCGGCCCAGAGCGGGGGCUCCGGGGACCGUACGAAUCCCCCUCCCGACCAGGGCUGCUUUGAAAAAUCCCAGAUUUGGGCCAAAUCUGCCCUUUGUGUGAAUCAUGCAAGUCCACAGGUGUGAGCGGAGGCAUCGCAUUUUACACCAGCAGUGGAUUUGGCCCGGCUGCUAUCCCACCCCCAGACACCCAACCAUCCCCAGGCCAGGUUUGGGACUAUAUUAAAGUUUUUAUUACGUGCGGCAGCGUUGUAUAUUUUAAAUUCAACCCGAGGAAUUAUCCACCUUUAAAACGAGUGUCUAGUCACCAGAUAAUACGCCAUAAACUAAACAAAACACUUCGAGGUCAUUUUAAAAGCCCCCCUCGCGGAUUCCUGAGUCUUUACGGAAUUUAGGUUUUCCUUUUAAGUGCUCCCAAAGCUACUUUUAAGCGAGGUCACUUCAAGCUCCCGGGAUCUCUCAUAUUAGACAGGCGGCGUUAAACGGGGUCUGCUCACAAGGCGGCAAAGGCCGGAGAACCUGGAAUUUGCAGCCCAGAUGUCGCAAACGCCGACACGUGCAAGUCAUCUCAACAGCCCAACGGGACCCUCCAUCUGCUCCAGCAGCUACUUCGGGCCCGUUUAAAUAUAAACGGGACAAAAAGGCAGGGAUUAAAUUCGAUGAAAUUAAAAUCCCCGGUGGCGAGGAGGAUCAGAAGUUGGCCCUGGGAAGAAUGACCCUAAAUUUGCCCAUUAACCCAAGGGCAAGAGUCCGUACUCGCCAGGCACCGGCGGAUGGCAGCCGGCCCACAAAGAGUUAAGAUAAUUUAAAAGAAAAUAUCUGAGGGGUUCUUAAAUGAGAACACACAGCCUUUGCUUGCCGCCCACCUCCCAAAAUGAUUCCCCCCGCCCCCAGUGUGAAAAAUCCAACAGCUUUAAUAACAAUCUUUUCUCCUGCAGGGUGGCUGUAUGACUACACCCAGACAUAUGUCUGCUCUUUCCUCUUUGCUGGAGCCUGUGCUCUCAUCUCACCUCUCUCUUUCUUCUUCGAGCCUUCGGCCCAGAAAUGGAAGCUAAAAAAAGCCAACCUGAACCGCGGC